UCCGCGGGGGGCGGGCGGAGAGCGAGGAGGGGGAGGAGAGGCGCCGCCGCCGGCACUUUCGCUCCUCCCUCCCGCAGGGGGCGCUCGCGGACCCCCGGCGCCCGGGCCGCUCCGUCCGCCAUGCGGGCGGCCUUCGUGACGGUGGGCACCACCAGCUUCGACGACCUGGUCGCCGCCGUGACGGCCCCGGAGGCGCUGCGGGUUUUACAGGAUCUUGGCUACAGCCGACUUGUCCUGCAGAUUGGCAGGGGCACAGUAGCUCCAGAGCCAGUUCGCACGCCUGCGUUUACCCAAGAAGUAUAUAGGUACAAGAACUCGCUGUUGCAAGAUGUGCAAGAAGCAGAUCUCAUCAUAAGUCAUGCAGGUGCAGGAAGUUGCCUGGAGGUCCUGGAAGCAGGAAAGCCGUUACUGGUAGUUGUAAAUGACAAGCUGAUGGACAAUCAUCAAUUGGAGUUGGCAAGACAGCUACACCGGGAUGGACAUCUCUUUUACUGCACAUGCAGAACUCUCAUCGAGACUCUCCAGUCAAUGGACUUGUCGACACUGAAGCCCCUCCCUCCCGGACAACCAGAGAAAUUUGCUGCAUUCUUGGACAAAGCAGUUGGGAUUUAAACAAGUGAACUGUAGAAGGAAGCUUCCGCAUUUGGAACUGGCUUUACUUGUAAAGACAGUUUAAAAGAAGUAUAUAUGUAUACGCCUUUGCAGUAUCGAAUCAUAGGUGCUUCUGGCAACAUGGCAAAAGAUAGCAUCAUUCAUUGACCCCCCGGUCUUUUGAAACAGAGAGCAAAUGGGAGAACUGUGCGGGCAGUGGCAGGCAAGCCGAUAGCCAUUUUCAGAUAGCCAAACCCUACCAUGUUCAGAUCUACCUGCCCUUCUGCUUCUCUACAGACAUGCUGCAGAUUCUGGUGCUGUGUAUGCUAGCAGUGGGAUGUAGUGGGUAGAGGCUGGAGUAGGACUGGAAGACCGGGGUUGAAAUCCCCACUCACCGUGGAACCUUAACCGGGGUCCAGUCAUUCCCACUCGGCCUCAUCUACCUCGCAGGGUUGUGGUAAUGUUACCAUGGAGUAACGGUUUAAAUAAUAAAAGCUUAAAGAAGCUCAAGUCGAAAUGAAAUAAAGAUCUUAAAGACUUUAUUUAGCCAACUAUGGGCAGAGA
Sphaerodactylus townsendi is the source of this 1155-nucleotide messenger RNA. Its product is annotated as UDP-N-acetylglucosamine transferase subunit ALG13 homolog. The coding region runs from base 121 to 612 and encodes 163 amino acids. NCBI's taxonomy places the organism in Eukaryota, Metazoa, Chordata, Lepidosauria, Squamata, Sphaerodactylidae. Gene Ontology annotation, molecular function: hexosyltransferase activity. Gene Ontology annotation, biological process: dolichol-linked oligosaccharide biosynthetic process. The record is from RefSeq and is a predicted model, not a curated record. The transcript has 5 exons.